Parasteatoda tepidariorum (common house spider) is the source of this 439-nucleotide messenger RNA. RefSeq lists its product as uncharacterized. NCBI's taxonomy places the organism in Eukaryota, Metazoa, Arthropoda, Arachnida, Araneae, Theridiidae. The record is from RefSeq and is a predicted model, not a curated record.
AUCUGCACCAAAUAUGACUGCGUGCAUGGUUAAAUCUGCGUCCCUGUGUCAAACUGGUUUUGAGGAUGAAGCUGCACAAGCACUUCUAGUACAAGUGUUAAUAUGUAAUCCCCUUCAUGAUUACAACAAAGCUGUAAUGGAGGACAAAAAUUGUAGCUUUGACACUCUUAUUGCUUCAAGAACUUGUGAUAUGCAAAAAGAAGGUGGUUUAUGCAAAAAUCUUGAUAGCUCUAGACAAUGUGUGAAUCAAAUAUUUUCGAAAUGCUCCAAAGAAACUCAAAAAGCCUUCUACGAUGUUUACGACACUUUUAUAAACCUUAUGAGAAAGCAUUGUGCAUACAUAGGAGCUUGAUCAUGUUUUUGAAGUGUAUCGCAUGAUGUAUUUUCUUCAAAAUAUAAAUUGAUUUAACGGAAAUAAAAUAAAAUUUUAGUCAUUCAA